Salarias fasciatus (jewelled blenny) is the source of this 1050-nucleotide messenger RNA. Its product is annotated as neuroblast differentiation-associated protein AHNAK-like. The transcript is spliced from 2 exons. Bases 100 to 1050 code for a protein of 316 amino acids. NCBI's taxonomy places the organism in Eukaryota, Metazoa, Chordata, Actinopteri, Blenniiformes, Blenniidae. The record is from RefSeq and is a predicted model, not a curated record. Gene Ontology annotation, biological process: regulation of RNA splicing. Gene Ontology annotation, cellular component: costamere; nucleus; cytoplasm.
CUCCCUGAUACAGAACUUAAAGAACUUUCAGGCUCCAUUUCAGCUCCACAGGCUCCAGAACCAGACGUUGAUGCUAAAUCUAGAAAGGCAAGCUGGACAAUGCCAAGAUUUUCAUUUUCAAAGCCAAGUGUGAAGGCACCAGAAGCUGAACUCAACGUUGAGGGCCCAAAAGUUGAUGUUUCGAUUCCUGAAGGAACCGUGGAAGUCAAACAACCAGAAGGUGAUGUGCAGUUAGAUGGUCAGAAAAGCAAGUUCAAGUUUCCAAGUCUUGGAUUCAAAGGGCCUGAAAUUGAUUUAAGUAUGUCGAAGAAAGAUGUUGAUGUGAAACUACCAGAGGUGAAGGCUGAUGUGAAACUUCCUGGUGUUGAAGUGAAGAAACCAUCUGCUGAAGUAGAAAUUAAAUCUCCUGAGAUCAAACUUCAAACAAAGGAUACAGAUGGAUCGCCAUCCAAAUUUAAGAUGCCGACAUUCAAGAUGCCAAAGUUUGGAGGAGGUAGCCCAAAUGUCUCAGUUGAUGUCCCUGAUAUGGACAAAGACAUGAAGCUGGAAGGAGCUGACAUUAAGAUUCCUGAGGACGUUUUGACAGUGGAAGUUGUAGCACCGAGCAUUAAGACAAAAGGUCCAUCAAUUGAUAUAAAAAUGGCUGAAACUGAAAAAGAGAGAAGAGGAAGCAAGUUUAAAUUUCCAAGUCUUGGAUUUAAAGGGCCUGAAAUCGAUUUAAGUGCAUCAAAGAAAGAUGCUGAAGUAAAACUACCAGAGGUGAAGGCUGAGGUCAAACUCCCUGAUGUUGAGGUGAAACAGCCUUCUGCUGAAGUGGAAAUCAAAUCUCCCGAGAUCAAGUUUGAAACAAAAGACACAGAUGGGUCUCCAUCCAAAUUUAAGAUGCCAACAUUCAAGAUGCCCAAGUUUGGAGGAGGUAGUCCAAGUGUCUCAGUUGAUGUCCCCGAUAUGGACAAAGACAUGAAGCUGGAAGGAGCUGACAUUAAGGUUCCUGAGGAAGUUCUGACAGUGGAAGUCGUAGCACCGAGCAUUAAGACAAAAGGCAACUGA